ACUCCAAUAUAUUCUAGUGGAUCCACUCAAGAGAUGGUCUAGUAGGGCAAAAUUUCUGCUGCUUGCAUUUGUCUUUGGUCUUUCCGCCCGCUACCCUUCGUUUUUCUUCGAUCAGCGACCUUUGCUCUGUAUUAUUGAAACAUGUCGACUGUGAGACUUCCCACAUCAUGCUUUAUCAGAAGUUCACCCCCUAGCAAAGUUACAAGCCCAAGUAGAUCUUGUGCCUUGAUCAAGAGUUCAUGUUCUUUGGGUUCUGUAAAGAAUGUAUCUAAAGCAUUUGGCUUGAAGUCUUCCUCCUUCAGAGUUUCUGCGAUGGCAAAUGUAUACAGGGUGAAACUAAUUGGACCAAACGGUGAAGAGAAUGAAUUUGAGGCCCCUGAUGAUACUUACAUCCUUGACGCAGCAGAAAAUGCAGGAGUAGACCUGCCGUACUCAUGCAGAGCUGGGGCCUGCUCUACUUGUGCUGGGCAGCUGGUUACUGGAUCCGUGGACCAAUCAGAUGGGUCGUUCCUCAACGAAGAGCAAAUGGAGAAAGGAUAUGUCCUUACCUGUAUCUCAUAUCCAACUUCAGAUUGUGUUAUUCACACCCACAAGGAAGGUGAUCUCUACUGAAUCAUGUGAGCAGCAAACUUGUUUGCUGAUAAGCCAAACAUGAACUUUCAUCAACCUAGACUGGUAGAAUGUUUUAUGCUGGACUUCAUUUUCUUCUAAAUUGCUUAAUCCAAUGUUUGUAUUAGAUUCUGCUCUCGAAUAUGAUAAUCUUUAGUCUCAA
Molecule: messenger RNA, 772 nt
Organism: Hevea brasiliensis (rubber tree)
Lineage: Eukaryota; Viridiplantae; Streptophyta; Magnoliopsida; Malpighiales; Euphorbiaceae
Product: ferredoxin, root R-B2-like
Exons: 2
Coding region: 142-612 (156 amino acids)
Biological process (GO): electron transport chain
Cellular component (GO): plastid
Molecular function (GO): 2 iron, 2 sulfur cluster binding; electron transfer activity
Source: RefSeq, a predicted model, not a curated record